This is a messenger RNA of Hylaeus volcanicus, 4055 nucleotides long. RefSeq names its product protogenin-like. Lineage: Eukaryota; Metazoa; Arthropoda; Insecta; Hymenoptera; Colletidae. The transcript has 20 exons. Bases 375 to 3920 code for a protein of 1181 amino acids. The record is from RefSeq and is a predicted model, not a curated record. Gene Ontology annotation, biological process: cell-cell adhesion. Gene Ontology annotation, molecular function: protein binding.
AUUUUGAAUCUUCUUCUUUACUGUAAGAAUCACGAACGGGGGUAGCCGUAGCAGUGGUGGAAGAUGGCAAGAAACGAACGAAUCGCGUGCUAAUGCAAACGAAGCUAAUCGAGUAUUAUUCGCGACGACCGUGCAGUCUCGGCAUAGUCAACGUCCUCGAGGUUUCGGUGACGAUAUACUGUUUUGUUUGACGAUGAUGUGAGAAAGCAAAGCAAAGUUCGAAGGGGGGUAAGAGUUCGGCGAACGGAACGGCCGAAAACUCUUUCAGGCGAUGUCAAACAUGCGGCGACGAAUUUCGCAGAAAAGUUUACCAAACCGACGGCGUGUUUUGGCCAAGAUUUGUCAGUGAAACCAGUGCCAAUGAGUGUGAAUAUAUGGCGGCGCGAGUACUUUUACUAAGCAUCUUGUUUACAGAAGUGCUAAAACCCGCUUGUGCCGCAGGUGUCAAAGAAAUCGGAGCCAGUUUACACAAUAAAAACAUAUCGAAACCGGAAAGCUUCAACAAUAGUCCAACCAAAGGUUCCGGUGUAACAUUGGAAAUUCAACCUAGCGGUCAUGUGAUAUUAGGGAAAAAAGGAAUUACACUUAGUUGUAUAACCGGAUCAAAUCAAAAUAUCUCUUGGUUACACAAUGGAGUACCAGCACCACCAUGUGGUAUCACGCGUUGUACUCUUUUACGAAAUGGCUCUCUUAACUUACACAAGAUGGUGCAGAAGUUUAAAGAAAAAAACAAUAUUACAGUUAAUUUUAGGAAUUACAAUAAAGACGAGUAUCGUUGUGUAACACAUACUAAUUUAGGACUUCUACGAUCGUCUCCUACCUUUAUACAAAUAGCAGAACUUGCCCAUAUAUUUAAACAAUCGCUUGAAAAUAUAACUGUACAAGAGGGCGAAGUUGCAAGAUUAUCUUGCUUGAUAGAUAGUGUUCCUUUUCCUCCUAAUAUCACAUGGCAGCACAAUGGAAAAACAUUGUUGCCCAACCAGAAUAAUUCAAAUAGGUAUUUUAUGGUACCACCAGGUGUUCUGUAUAUAAAAGCAACAGAGUUAUCGGAUGCUGGUUCGUAUAGAUGCAUAGUAAAUAAUGAAUUCCUAAAGAAAACCAAAAAAAGUAAAGAGGCAAAAUUAAUUAUUACCUCUCAACUAGAGCGUAAUGGUUCGCAUACUUCGCCAUCGUUAUUUCCACAAGUUUCAUACAAUCAUUGGUUGCUAAAUGGAACAAAUCUUAAUUUAGCAUGUGCCGCAUCUGGAUAUCCAUCUCCACUUAUGACGUGGACAUUUAUUCCUCGCUAUACUGAUAAUCAUAAUGUUGCACAACCUCGCAUUUUGCUUAAUUCUAGUAUUGGCAUUAGUAUAUUGUCAUUGGUAAAUGUGAGUGUAUCUGACGCGGGAAUUUAUUUAUGUUCUACGAAAAACUUCGGUACAAAUAAUUUGGAAAUUCAGAAUAUAACGGUGGAUGUUUUAGUACCACCUUCUUUUUUGAAGACACCUAUAAAUCAAGUAUGCCCAAAUGGGAGAACUGCAAGAUUUGAGUGUCAAGCACAGGGAUUACCUAUGCCUAAAAUAUAUUGGUUAAAGGACUCAUUAAAUAUUACAAUUAACGGACGUAGGACUACGUACGUAAAGGAAUAUAAUAAAAUGGAGCUGGCAAUAUCGGCAACGGUUCCUUCAGAUUCUGGUAUUUAUCAAUGUGUUGCUGUGAAUACAGCUGGAGAAAUUUGGGCCGCAGGUCGGCUUCAAGUAAACACAUCUCGUAAUAGUCCUGCUACACCUACCUCUCUAAACUGUCAUGCUCUAUCACCAGUUAAAAUUUUUAUUUCCUGGGAGCCACCAAAGUCUCUACCAGUUACCAGUAUUACAGCUUAUACCGUCCAUUAUAGUCCCGUAGAAGGAGGCAAGGAAGAAGUUUCUCCACCAGAACCAGGUAAUUCUACGUCUGUAGAAGUAACGAAGCUUCUCGAGCCAUUUACAAAUUAUUCCUUCUACAUACGAGUGUGGAACAAUCAUGGUGCUAGUGACCAAUCAGCCACCAUUUUGUGUUCUACAGCUCCAAGUGUUCCUAAAGGUGUACCAAAAGUAAACGUGAAUAUAAUUAGCAGUACAAAAUUAAAUGUAUCAUGGGAACCGCUAACUAAAUCCGAGUCCCGUGGUAUCGUGGUACAAUAUAAGUUACAGUGCCGACGACACGAACAUCCAUUUUCUCGUGUUCUUCAUUUGCCUGCUAGCGUGGAAUCCUAUGUUCUAUCUGAUCUAAUACCUGGAGCACAGUAUGAUCUACGAGUACUAGCUAGGACAAAUCAAGGUUGGCCUAAUAUGAGCGAAACACAAUUAGAAUGGACCACUGUAACUAUGCCAUCUGCUGAAUCGAUUGUUAUCAAAAAUAUUGUGGAUAUACAAAUAUUAAUCGUAAAUUCUUCGGUUGCGAAGGCGAAAUGGAGUAUAAAUCUGAAAGAAAAUGAUAAAAUUGAAUCAGAAUUUGACUCUUGGCAAAUCUAUUGUGAAAAUCAAAAUGGACACAAAUUAGUAACUAUUUUUUUACCACAGAACGUUACUGAAUAUGUAUUUACUAAUCUUGAUAUAAACGUUUCUUAUACAGUGGGCUUAUGCAUGAUAAGCUCUGGCGAGGUGACAGGUUGUCUAACAAAACAAAUAGAAACUAUUCAACCUGAUGCACAUAACAUACCAAUAGCUCUGGAAGCUAUUCCUGUUUCACCUAAUUCUAUAAACGUCACAUGGUCGUUGAGUGACAUGCAUGAAGUGGAUGGUUUUGAAUUAUGUUAUCAUGCAAUUCAUACAACAAAUUUAGAUGGUCCUAAAUGUUUUAUAUUAAACGAUACCAAGACCAGCGUCGAUAAACUCAAACCGUUUACAUUGUAUCAAUUUAAAGUCAGAGCUAUUCGAAAUAAUACAAGCCAAAGCAGUUUUUACAGCGAAUCUAUAGAAUGUUAUACGAACGAAGACAUUCCCGGAAAGGUAGAGGAAGUACAAUGGUUUUUGGUAAAUAACACAAAAGUGCGAAUUGCGUGGAAGGAACCGAGUAAUAUAAACGGCAUAAUACAAAAUUACUUUGUCAUUUACACCAUGGAUUUAAUGGAUUCAACUACGAUGUGGAGAAACGUGACGGUACCUGGCAAUAAAACUUCUACAACUUUACCUGGUUUAACUUCCGGGAAACGAUACUUUGUUAUGGUACAAGCUAUGACAAAAGCCGGUUAUGGUAAACCAUCGGAUCCCAUAAUUAUCAUUACCGGUGGUAGACCACCAGUUAUACCUAAUUCGCCGGAUAAACAAAAACCACCACAAAACACGAAACCUGAUCAAAGUCUUGGUGUGAUUCUUGGCGUAAGCAUAAGCAUUGGAUUUAUUACAAUCUGUUUAUGUAGCAUGUAUUGUCGAAAGAAAUGUGAAAAUGCUCGUAUCUUAAGAGAAAAUGCGCAAUCUACAAAAGGACGUACGUUGAUACGAAAUGGAAACCGAUGUUGCGUAAAUCAGUCUUCCUCAUCGGUUAGUCAGCAAACGAAUAUUAGAGUAGUUCCUAAUGAAAUUGAACUUGCUGUUCUUUGUCCUUCAUCUCCAAUUAUAACUAAUCCACAUUUGGAUACGAAGGGUGGAAAAUCUAACGGAAUUCUUGAAUCUUAUGCAAAAGAACCUUUACUACCGUCAUGGGAAGUAAACGGGGACCCUAAAGAUAUUCAAAUAACACAAAAUUCGCAGUAUAAAUCUAAGGACAGCGUUGUCAUAAACAAAGAAAAUCAAGAACAAGAAUCGGAACCAGAUUUGGAAGGCACACAACUCACAAUGGUCAAUUGUACUUUAGGCAGUAGCAGUAGCAGUUUAAAUAAUAAUUCGGGAUGUUUAGAUGGUGGCACAUCCCUAUCAAAAUCUAUGUGUAUAUCUGUUCCAGCACUUGGACCAAAUGGAUGAAAGCAUUAGGCAAUAUAUUUGAGUGUUCACAUUUUUCUCCUAUGCUAAUGUGCAACAGGUAGGGUGCAAAAGUUUUUCUGCGACUUGAGUCAGUUGACUGCAACAUGUACAUACAUGUGUAUACACAUACGCGUA